GAAAUGUAGUCUGGGCUGGAAGGGGCGCAGCAGCUGGAGUGAGAGAACGUUAUUUCCAAUCCCAGCCUUGCCACCACUUAGCUGGGUGGCCUCCAACAAGUCCUUCUGCUUCUUUGGGCUUCACUCUUCUCCUCUGUAAAACGAAGGGGUUGGACUAGAUGGCUUCUGAUGGCCUUCCACCGUGGCCCCGUCGGUAUCAGAAAGGGCCGAAAACCGGAAGUGAGGGCCGCCGGAAAGCAGAGAUAGAAGCAGGAAGUAGUAAGGGCCGCCGGGAGGUGUAGUCGGGGUAGGUUAGAAGAGGCUGCAACAAGCAUGGCGGGACUGGAGCUGCUGUCGGAUCAGGGUUACCGCGUGGACGGGCGGCGGGCUGGAGAGCUGCGCAAGAUCCAAGCACGGAUGGGCGUCUUCGCGCAAGCCGAUGGUUCGGCCUACAUCGAACAAGGCAACACUAAGGCGCUGGCCGUGGUCUACGGACCCCACGAGAUGCGGGGCUCUCGAUCAAGAGCAUUGCCAGACCGAGCACUGGUUAACUGCCAGUAUAGCAUGGCCACCUUCAGCACUGGGGAACGAAAACGACGGCCACAUGGGGACCGAAAGGCCUGCGAAAUGGGACUCCAGCUGAGGCAGACCUUCGAGGCCGCCAUCCUGACCCAGCUCUACCCUCGCUCCCAAAUCGACAUCUAUGUCCAGGUGCUACAGGCAGAUGGUGGUAAUUAUGCAGCUUGUGUGAAUGCAGCCACAUUAGCCGUGUUGGACGCAGGGAUCCCGAUGAGAGAUUUUGUGUGUGCCUGUUCGGCCGGCUUCGUGGAUGGCACAGCCCUGGCUGACCUGAGCCACGUGGAAGAGGCAGCAGGUGGACCGCAGGUGGCUCUGGCCCUGCUCCCUGCUUCCGGCCAGCUUGCCCUGCUAGAGAUGGAUGCCCGGCUCCAUGAAGACCACCUGCAGCAGGUACUAGAAGUGGCUUCCCAGGCUGCCCGAGAUGUUCAUGCCUUAUUGGACCGAGUGGUCAGGCAGCAUGUCCGAGAGGCUGCCCUGCUCCUCGGAGACUGACCCUGACCCUGCAAUAAAGUCUUUCCGUCGUUCCCUAUGAGGCCAAUAGCUCCGUUGCCUUCACUCUGCAUUUCUGUCAUCACAAGAUCCUUUCCUCCACAGGGUCAACAGUCCUUCCUCCCUUCAGGGAUGGUUGUUUGAGACCCAAUAGGACAGAUAGGCUCCACACAUGGGAAGCCCCCUAGGGGUAGCAGUGCUUAUUAGAGCCAUGUUUGAGAUAUAUGCAUGGCCUUUCAAUUUAAUAAGUGUAGGAAGGUUUAUAGGGGUCAAUGAAGCUUAAAAAGUGUCACCCCUUAGCCUACCACUUGACUUGUUGCUGUAUUUAAUUUGAUCACACCCAGUGCUAAAGCAAUCCAGGAGCAUGAGUGAAUAAUUUCUUACUAAUUCAUAAAAUGUAUAUCUCAUUAAUUAGCUCUUGUUCCUACCCAGUUCAUUGAAUGUUAAUUACUCAUUGAACUGGAGAAACCUUCUUUCCCAGUAGUAAUUAUUCAUUUUUCUAUAUACUGAACAAGUAUUAAAAUUACUGAAUUCACAUAAGUCUUUAACUAAAACAACAACUAAUAGAAACAUUUACAGUAUUUCGGCUCUAGGAAGAUUCAUAGCCAGGAUCACCUCAAACCCUCUAUAUAAAAGUAAAUGACUCAUUCAGUUCCAGAAAUAUAGUGUCAACAUUCAGUUCACUCUAGAUACUGGAAGAAUUUUCUUCCUAUUUCUCUUCAAAAUAAGAGCUAGAUUCAUUCAUUCUCUCAGGAAAUAAGCUAGAAUCAUCCUUUUUCUUUGCCUUCUAUUCAGUAAUCUUUCUAGACUACACUGUGUUUGCUUGCUUCUUCGUGAUUCUUUACAGAGUUCUCUGUUUCUUUAGAACACAAAGUUUAAAAUAUUCUAACAAGAAAGAAAUUUCUCUUCAUAUUCUUCCUCUUUGACUUCUCCACAGAUUUCUUUAUAGAGCAAAGAUAAGAUAUAUUUCCUGACUCUGUUAGGAGAAGCACCUCACAGAAAGAUGUUUUUCAACAGAUCUACCAUCUGCUAGCACAAACUGAUUUUUCUCAAUAUUCCUUUUGGCCUUUAAAGAUAUAGUAACACUGUAGACGCUGAGGGAGAAACAAGUGAAAAUGGGUGUUAAGUAUUAAUUAAUGUAUUUACUAUAUGCUCAGAACAGGGCAUAUAAAGAUGAAAAUCAGUGCAAUCCCUACCUUUAGAGAGCUUAUGGUCUAAUGGGGGGAGGGGGGAAUAUGACACAUACACAAAUAAGUAUGAUAUAAGUGCUAAGAGAAGUAUAAGGGAAAAAUGUAUACAAGGGCCUUUGAGAAACUUGAGAUUUUCAGCCAAGAGGGCUUCCUGAAUAAUGGCAAACCACUUACUUCCCACAUACCUAGUCUAGCAAAAACCUGAAAUUCACAUAAGACUGAAUAAUGAUCAAGAAAUCCAGUGAAAAACUGCUGUAAGUGACUUCCCACCCGAGAACUACACAAACAGACAAAAACAGAAGCCUGUUGGCACUAGGAAAAGCCCCCUCUCACACAGGUGCACAAAAGCCCCAGCUUAGUAUAGCCUUCCACUCUCCCAGAGACAGUGAGAGAUAUAAUGCUCUCUGCCCAAAGGUAGGAAGAACAAAGUUCCCCUUCAUCUCUUUCCCCUUUCCCAAGAAAGGCCCAGGGAGUGAUAGUGACUACAGCAGCACAGCAGUGCUCAGAGCAGGACAGCACAGGCCUCCAAAGGCUCUGAGCCUGUAGCAUUCUUGUCCUGAGAUAAUCACGUAGGACCCUGAAGACCCAUUACUCUGAAAUUCGAAGAUCCAAGGAGGGCCCAGCCACAGAAGGUGGAGUUCAGUGGAGGAACCCAGGAGACCUAAAAUGAACCCAACACCACAAGGCAAACCAUUCCACCUCAUAGCAUGAGGCAGAACCCAUCCCUGGCACAGAGCUUCAAUUCAAGAACUAAAGCUGGAGAGACAAGUAAAUCAAAGAAAACACCAUCAAUACAAAAAAUUAUAGAUCAUGGGAUCCCAAAAAGGAACAAGUAACUUCAUAACCAGGGCAAGAAGGAUGUAAAUGAAAAUAUAUAUCCCACAAAGAUUAUAUAGAUACAUAAAAGAGAUAAAAAAUUAAAAGCUCUGGAGAAAAAAAAUUAGAAGAAUGAAUAGCUUAGAAGAAAAAGUGGUGAACUUUACCUAAAUAAUGGCAUUCCAGAAAACUAGAACAGAACAAAUAAAACAAUGAUUCCAUAUGACAGCAACAAAUAAUAGAACAAAAUCAAAAGAUUGAAAGAAUAAAAGGAAAUAUAAGAUCUAUCAAAAACAACUGACACAUGGGGAAAAGGUCAAGGAGAGAUGCAUGAAGAAUCAUUGGAUUCCCUGAAAACCAUGAUUUUUUUUUAAAAUCCCCACUAUAUUUCAAGAAAUCUUAAAUGAAAAAUGCCCAGAUCUGUUAGAAGAAGAGGGUAAAAUGAAGAUAGAAAGAUUCCACUGAUCACCUCCAGAAAGGAAUCCCAAAAGGAAAAGUCCCAGGAAUAUCAUAACCAAAAUCUAGAGCUUUUACAUCAAAGGAAAAAUAUAGCAAGCAUCCGUGAAAAAAGAGUUCAAGUAACAAGGAACCACAGUCAGGAUCACACAAGAUCUGGCAACUUUUUACUGAAAAUGAGAGGAGAUCUUGGAAGAUGAUACUCCAGAAAGCAAAAGAUAGGAGCUUAAAACCAAGGAUAAUUUGCUCUGCAAAACUGAGCAUAAUCAUAGGGGGUGAAGGGAGUGGGGAGGGGAAUGGGAAGUGGACCACUGAUGAAAUAGAGUACUUUCAAGAAUCUUUGAGAAAAACCCCAGAGCUGAGAAGGAAUUCUGAAAUACAAAAGUCCAAGAAAACCUAGGAAGGUAAAUUUAUGUGAGCAAUUGGAAGAGGCUGUUUGAUGAUGUAGUGCUAACAUUCUAAUAAAGAAGAAACAAGAGCCCCUUCAGAACCUUUAUGUCUUUAAAGGAUUUUGAGGGGAUUUAAGGGAAAAAAAAUCCUGAGGGGUGGAUUGGUUCUGUUCUGUGAGUUUACAAAGGGGAAAGAAAAAGAAAGGUAAAAAGGAAUAUACUAAUAGAGAAAGGAGGAAUAAGGGAGUGGAAUUUGUUAUUUCUCCUAAUUGGGGUGAAUGAGAAGAAAGAAUAUACAAAGAGAAGGAGGGAAGGAGGAGCAAGCAUCAAAUAAACCUCACUUAUCUGAAGCAGACAAAACAGGAUUGAACACAUGUCCUGUACAUACAAUAUUUGGUGUACAAAUAUAUCAAACUCAACAGGGAAAAAAAUAAGGAUAGGGAGAAAUGCUUAAAAGGGAGGAUAAAGUCAUGGAGGGAAUAGCUAGCUGUGAGCAAAAAAAACUUCCAAUUCUUGAAAAGGGUGGGGGGAAGGAAACUAAAAGGGGAAAUAAAAGACAAAGAAGUAGACUCUUAAGGGGGUGCCUUAGAUUGCCUCUGGGGCAGUUGAGGCAUAGGUGAAAAAGUUUAUUUGAAUGUAAUGGAAUACAAUUGUACUGUGUAAUAUGAAAAGAGAAAAUUUCAGAGGUUCCUGGGUAGUAUGAAACUGAUGUGGAGGGAAGUGGAAAAAAAAAAACAAACAUAAAUUUAUUUUUAAAAAAAAAGCAACUGUAAAGAAAAAAAAA
This is a messenger RNA of Vombatus ursinus (common wombat), 4682 nucleotides long. It is a transcript of the gene EXOSC4, whose product is annotated as exosome component 4. Gene Ontology annotation, biological process: poly(A)-dependent snoRNA 3'-end processing; U4 snRNA 3'-end processing; rRNA catabolic process. The transcript is spliced from 3 exons. Gene Ontology annotation, cellular component: cytoplasmic exosome (RNase complex); nucleolus; nuclear exosome (RNase complex). Lineage: Eukaryota; Metazoa; Chordata; Mammalia; Diprotodontia; Vombatidae. The record is from RefSeq and is a predicted model, not a curated record. The coding region runs from base 313 to 1050 and encodes 245 amino acids.